AUGAGGGUCCGUUUCACUAAACUACUAGGCAGGAGGGCACUGGCUUUGCUCACUGGAUUGGUGCUGCUAUUUUUCUUACUUCCAUCUGAUCAAUACGUCGUUAAUGUCGAUGGGACAACCAGUGUUUUACCAAAGUUCGAAGGUAAACGAGCCAUUGUGUACUCUCCAUUCUACAAAUUGGCCAAUGCUCUCAGCAUGGGCAAGUCCCUCUCUAAAAUAUUACAAGCAUCUGAGAAAUACCAUCAAAUUGGCACAGAAUGGCAAAGACUAAAGCUUCAAGACAAGUGCAGGUAUUAUUUCGAAGCAACCGCAGAGAUUAAUGCAGAAUGGAGCAACGAUGCAGUCAAGACUUUCCAUAACGAAAAUAACCUUGAUGAUCCCUUAGCCGAACUAAUGAUGGAAAGAAUCAGGAUGUAUGACACUUGUUUCCUCUCUGGUGGGUUGUCAUGGAAGAAAGUGUUCCACAAAUCGAAGGUUGAUCCUACUAAAUUGGAGUCUCGGAUCUUCCCAUUUCUAUCCAAGACGGCAAAGCUCAGGGAUAUGUGGCCCGUCAUAAUCGAUGCUAACCACUGGACACAGACUCCCAAAUUUAGCAAUCCAUUGCUAGAAGGUAAGGAUACAUGGAAAUUGGACGACAAUCAUUCUUUCUUUUACAAUUGGAAUAUGUUUGCAUCUGGGAAAGGUAUCGCGAUGUCGUUGGGUUUAAGACAUUUAGAUCAGUUCAAGAAGCUUUUAUUAACACUUGAGGCGCUCAAUAAUACAUUGCCUAUCCAGGUUGUGUACAACGGUGCUGAGCUCACGGAGUUUUUCUUGGACGACGUGCACAGGUUUCUUAACAUAAAUGCGCUUUCGCAAAGGGUAUACUUUGUGAACAUCGGACCCUUGGUCGACAAGAGUUUCGCCAGCAACUACGUUAAAUAUUUUGUGAACAAGUGGAUGGCUCUAUUAUUCAAUACUUUUUCCGAAUGUAUCCUCAUGGAUGCAGACGUCGUGUCGUUUACCAAGCCAGAGUCGUACUUUGACAUGAAUGAGUACAAGAAUACAGGAAUGCUUAUGUUCAGAGAUAGAAAUAUAAUUGAUGAACACACAUUCAAGUACUGCACGGAUACAAUGAGAAUGCUAUUCCCCUCGUCGGAAGAAACCAUUUUGAUGGACCAUAAACCUACUUUCCCAUCGAGCUUGAUAGGAAACGACAACGUCGACGUUGAUGCACUAAGUAUCGAAGAAAGUAUCUUCUACAAAUUUUUCAUCGACUUGCAAUUGCACCACGUCGACACUCCUAACCAACAGCAGCAGCCACAGCAGCAGCAACCAAUACAGCCACAACAGCCUGUCCAACAACAGUAUACCGGUUUUCAGUCGUUCAGUAACGCUGGUGCAUUGGCCCAACAACCAACAGGGUACGGACAGGCGCAGCAACAGCAGCAACAACCACAGGUUCAGCAACAACCAUUGCAACAACAAUCUACAGGAUUCAAUUCUAUGAUGCCACAAACGUCAUUUGGUCAGCAACAAAUGCCUACGACUUUUAAUAAUGGGAUGAAUGCUGGACCAACUGCUCCUUUGAAACCACAACAGACUGGUUUCUACUCUCAGCAACAGCCAUUAGAGCCAUUGAAACCUACAGCUACGGGAUUCAUCAACUCUUUUUCCAACUCUGGAUUCAACAGCACUCUGAAGAUCCCUGCUAUGAGGCUUUCUUUCAUCACUACUCAGGAUCAAGCGAAGUUCGAAAAGCUCUUUAGAUCUGUGGUUUCUCCGGGUUCGAAUACGAUCACUGGUGAACAGUGUAGAAACAUUUUGGUGAAAUCUGGGUUACAACCUUCUCAAUUGGCUAAAAUUUGGACGCUUUCUGAUACAAACAAGGCUGGUGAGUUGCUAUUUCCUGAGUUUGCAUUGGCUAUGCAUUUGGUGAAUUCUGUGUUGCAAGGAGACUCAAUUCCCUAUGAGUUGGAUACCAAGACCAAAAAUGAAGUUUCUAGCUUUGUUGACGCGAUCAACUUCAGUGUUUCCAGCGACUUGGACUCUGAGCCAAAGCCCAAGACACCCUUUGACGACUUGACCGCAGGAAUUUCAAUGAUGCAACCUCAACCAACCGGGUAUAUGCCUCAACUCUCCUUUGGUGGUCCAUCCCAGCAACCUGCAGCACCACAACAGCAACCUUCGUUUACAGGGCUGACUCAACAACCCACUGGUGGCUAUGCUCCAGCUCCACAAACCUCGUUUGGAAAUAACUUGGGUGCGGUAGGCAGUCAAGCAUUACAGCCUCAAUCAACUGGAUACGUGGCACAAACAACUACUGGAGGUUUCCCUCAACAAGCUCUGAACCCUCAACCAACGGGCGGCUUCUCGCAACAACCUUUGAACCCUCAAGCUACGGGAGGUUUCACAUCGGUAUUGAACUCUCAACCAACGGGUAACAUGCCAAACACUUCUUUCUCGCAGCCACAAGUUCCAAUGCAAACUGGAUUUUCUUCUACUGGUGGCUUGCUACAACCACAGGCUACUGGUUACUUACCCCCUUCAAAUUUCCAAGCCACUGCGCCAUUGCAAGCCCAAAAGACUGGUUUUGGAAACAACGAUCUUUAUACACAAGCUAACCUAACUUCCAAGUUCAUCGCCCAAAAGGAAGACACUAUAACGCCCGAAGAAAAAUCAUUGUUCUACAAGAUUUUUGAGACAUAUGAUAUUGAGAAAAAGGGUCAACUAAAUUCUGCGACUGCAGUUGAAAUCUUCCGUAAGUCUGGGUUGAACAGAUCAGACUUGGAACAUAUCUGGAACUUGUGUGAUAUUAACAACAGUGGUAAUUUGGACAAGCAAGAGUUUGCAUUGGGUAUGCACUUGGUUUAUCGUAGAUUGAAUGGUGAAGUCUUACCAAACACUCUACCUCCAAGCUUGGUUCCAUCGUCCACUAAGAUUUUGAAUACUCUGAAGGACCAAUUGAAAUCUAACCGUGACAACAAAACAAAACAGCCUACCAAGGAAGAUGGAUACCGCUUCAAGAACAACGAUGAUGAAUUACUACCAAGUUCAAGAAACAGAAGAAAGACUAUUGACCAGUCCAAGAAGAUCAAUGAGAAUAAGGAAAAAAUUGAAAACUUGAAGAGGCUGAUUAAUGAAAAGAAGGAGUUACUCCAAUUGGAAAAGUCAAGAUUGGAAAAGGAUAAGCAAAGAGAGCAAUCAGAAUCUGCCGAUUUGUUGAGAUCAAUUGAGAAUCUAAAAUCUCAAAUUCAGUCCUUGCCUUCGGCACAAAGAAACAACUCAUCGAAUACCGCCGUUCCUCACGAUUUGCAAGCGAAAUUCGACUCCUUGACGAUUAGACUCCCAAACUUAUUGUCUGAAAUAGCACAAGUCAGUACAGAGCUGAACAAUGCCCAAUUGAAGUCAUUUAAACUCAAGACUCCUUCUUCCAUUAUUGGGACCGGUCCUAAUGGUGAAAUCACUGAAUAUGACCGUAAGAAAGCUAAGCAAAAGCAAAUCCUUGCUGCCAGAAUGGCUGCACUAACAGGUAAGCCAGUUGAAGAGAACUCUUCUAGCAGUCUGGAAGCAGAAGAACAACGUUACAAUGAGGAAGUUUCUCGUAUCCAAAGAGAACAUGAGAAAAAUCGUUCCAUUAUCAAUGACAUCAGCACUUCUAUCCAGGAACUGUCCUCUUCGGUGCACGCUGCUAUUCAUGGUGGUGCUAGUUCCGGUUUUGAAAUGGAGAAAUGGGAAUCUGGUAUAGGCCUUGAACCUGAGGUUCGCGAUUUCAUCAUUGCAUGGAAAAACAGAAGAAGCUUCUCCAAUCCUUCCAGUAACAGUGGUUACCCAUAUGGUGGUAUGCCUUCUAACAAUCAAGGCUAUACCAAUGGUGCUGACUCUGGUUCUAGACAACCAAGCUUUAGCUCACCUGAAGAGCAAGCUGCAUAUGAAAAAGCCCAAGCUAAGAAGAAGAUGGAAGAAAAAUUAGCUGCAUUGGGUAUUAAGAGAAAGUCAGGUAACUCUCAGUCAGUUUCUGCCUCUCCUAAUCCCCCACAAUUAUCGCAGAGACCAUCCCCACAGCAGAGCUACUCCCCACAGCAGCAGCAACAACAACAGCAGCAACAACAGCAGCAACAGCAACAACAACCUCCUCCAGCACCACCGGCACCACCGGCACCACCAGCAACCCAGGCUCAAUCUGCCCCUCAACAACAGUACCAACAACAUUAUCAGCAACAAUACCAGCAGCCAACACAGCAGCAGUACCAACAACAAAAUGCCUCUAGCCCAGUAAAUGCUGUUUCCCCACCACCACCACCACCACCAGCCGUCGCCGCCGCUCCGGUGGCUCAUGAAGAGUCUGAUGAGGAUUCAGACGAAGAAGAGAGAAGAUUGUUGCAACAAUUGGAAAAACUGAAGUUAAAGAAGAAGCAAGAAAAGGAGGCAAGACUGGCUGCAAGGAACCAAAGUCCUGUUCCUGCUGCCACUCAACAACCUUCUGCACAUGUUCCCGCCCUCGCACCUGCAUCUGUAAAACCAGAAAAGAAGGACGAUGAGCACGAUUCAUGGGACGACGAACCAACUCCAACAAACCCUCCUCCAAGAGAAUCUCAAAGCUCUUCUCACCAUCAACACAAUCCUUUUGGUCAAAACCAAAACACCGCUAACACUCAACCAACACCAAGUGAAACUCCUAAAUUGAGUAGCACCCCUACUGGUGGCAGAAACCCAUUCUUUAAGCAAACUCCAACUCAAACAUCAUCUUUCGAUAUGAGAGCUGCUGAACAGCAGAGAAGGAUCCAAAGAGGGUUAGAUGACAGUGAUGGUUGGUCAGAAGAUGAGGAUGAAGAUGAUAAAAAGAAGGAGCAAGAAGAAGAAAAGAAGAAAGAGGCAAAUGCUGCUCUAGUCCCAGUUGCACCACCUUUGCCACAAGUUUCUUCUAGUCCUGAAAAGGAAUCUGCCCAAUCAGCAGCUCCGGUACCAAUUGCCCCUCCUCCAAUUCCAUCUUUAGGUGCUGGGUCUUCCGUUAUACCACCACCACCUUCACUGCCAUCCUCUAUAAAUGAAGAGGAGCCACCAGUGCCAGUGGCACCACCAUUACCACAAGUCAACAACAACGACAACAACAAUAGCUCGCUACCACCAGUUCCUGUUGCACCUCCAUUGCCACAAGUCAACAGCAGCAACAGCUCACUUCCACCUGUUCCAGUGGCUCCUCCUUUGCCUCAGGUUAAUAGUGGUAAUGUUGCUCCUGCCCCAGUGGCACCACCAGUUCCAGUGGCACCUCCACUGCCACAAGUUAGCUCCAACACUGACACACUAGCGGUCUCUGGCGCAUCUGCAGAUGGCGAACAAGCCGGUUCUGACGACGCAUCUGAUGUUCUAUCGAUCCCAGACUCUGUUGCUUCGGAUGACGAUAAGUUCCAUACUCCUGCCCCAACUACAGAACCACAACCGGAACCAGAAUCUUCUGUUCCAGACGCUUCUGCUCCAAGCUCUGCAAUUCCAGUGCCACCACCUCCACCACCAAUGCCGGUGAUCCCACCUCCUCCACCAAUGCCAUAA
Messenger RNA from Kluyveromyces marxianus DMKU3-1042, 5526 nucleotides. It is a transcript of the gene PAN1, whose product is annotated as actin cytoskeleton-regulatory complex protein PAN1. Gene Ontology annotation, cellular component: Golgi apparatus. Gene Ontology annotation, biological process: protein O-linked glycosylation. Bases 1 to 5526 code for a protein of 1841 amino acids. The record is from RefSeq and is a predicted model, not a curated record. The transcript is spliced from 2 exons. Lineage: Eukaryota; Fungi; Ascomycota; Saccharomycetes; Saccharomycetales; Saccharomycetaceae. Gene Ontology annotation, molecular function: alpha-1,3-mannosyltransferase activity; calcium ion binding; protein binding.